This is a messenger RNA of Umbelopsis ramanniana AG, 1272 nucleotides long. RefSeq lists its product as uncharacterized. The transcript is spliced from 6 exons. The record is from RefSeq and is a predicted model, not a curated record. The coding region runs from base 45 to 1112 and encodes 355 amino acids. Lineage: Eukaryota; Fungi; Mucoromycota; Umbelopsidomycetes; Umbelopsidales; Umbelopsidaceae.
UUCUUUCUUACUCUCUUUAUGGCUUUCCUCACUUUACAUAUUUAAUGAUAGAACUAUCAGAUUACGGAGUACGAGUUGUGGCCAGAGUCAACCUGGUCCUUACAUGGAUGGCAGUCCUUGUAUGCGUUCGAAAUGCAUUUGUAUGUUAUGGACAAUGGAAGCGAACACGAGGACUUAUACAUGUUGUGAACUUGGCGCAAGUGCUUGCUGUCCUCAUUCAUCGUACAGUCUAUGGAUUAUUACCCAUCUUCGAAGUUAUGUCCUGCGCGAUAUUCCCAUUUUUAGUAUCUAUGUGGCACAUUGCGUUUCUAUUGAUGUAUACUGUGAUGCUUCUACGAGUCCUGGUGAUUUGCGACUUCAAGUAUAAUAGAGCCAUCACCAUCAUCGCUUUGUGUCUCCUGUUAAUCCGGUUUGCUGACUGGCCGUUUGAGCUGGCAUAUCGAUCCAUUGUAAACAAAGUAUCUUCGCAAACCGCGACAGACGGACAGACUUGCUGGGCAAGCUGGGGCACUGGUGUGGUUAUUCUCAACUUUAUUGGAGACCUUCUUGCAAACCUCUUUUUAAGUGGACUAUUCCUUAUACGACUUUACCAACAUUACAAAACCCAGAAAGGCAUGACCACCACUCAAAACCCUCUCGUUGGCAUCGUUGUUCGAAAAUCACUACUCUGCUUCAUAUUGACUUUUAUUGUCAACCUGAUCAUGAAUAUUCUCAAAAUCAGCUUGUUUCUCGGAAACCAGAGCGAUGCCCUCACCGUUUUCUUCGAAAUCAUCGAAUCUACCCUUUUGGUCGAAGCACUUCGCUUCGAGCCGGAAAAAAUGGGACAUCAUGCAUAUUGUCAAAACUGCGGAAUGAUUGUUGAUAGCAGACAAUACCGCCACCGACAAAGCAACCACUACCUUAACGAACCACCUGCUCACCCUGAUAUGCUUCCCGACUUCCCUUUGGAUGUUAUCAACGGACUAUCACAGGAUAAGCGACGCAGUAGCGUUCCAUCCUUUUUGGAAGAGGGCAGUAUAACUGGCUUAUCUACCCCGAACCUCAGUGAAGGAUCCAGCACCCCUACAUUACCAUCACAAUGGAACAACAAUGCGGAUACGAAGCCUCAAUAGACUUCGCCUAUCUUGCAAGCACUAUUCUACCUCCAUGUUAUACCAACACAUAAUUUCAUCUCAUCGCCCGAUCAACGCCAUAGAUCUUUUGUAAUUUUUCCUAUUUAUACUCUAAACAUCAACUAUUUUGUAUUCAUGAAUCAAUCAAUCAUCUCAGAUU